Bradysia coprophila is the source of this 4097-nucleotide messenger RNA. RefSeq names its product MPN domain-containing protein CG4751. NCBI's taxonomy places the organism in Eukaryota, Metazoa, Arthropoda, Insecta, Diptera, Sciaridae. Gene Ontology annotation, molecular function: protein binding; metallopeptidase activity. The record is from RefSeq and is a predicted model, not a curated record.
UUUGUCGGUCACUUCUCUGACAGUGUGUCAAGAAAAUUCAACCUGGCAAACAAAAAAAAAGGAAACAUUUCUGAGCGUUCGAAUAAGAAAGGAACUUUUGUGCAGAAACUAUGAGUGUUUUGAAAGAAAAUAGACUCAGACGUUCGGCAUACGCAUUCAGUGAAUUGUAACUAUCGCAGGUGAUUGAAAUUGAAAAGCUAAAAACCAGUGGUCGGCACCCAAAAAUCCCAAUAAACAUUUGAACAACAACAACAAAAACAAUUGCAUUGACAGUCACCGCUCAUACACACACUCAAAAAAUGAAUGCAGAAAUGUCAGUGAAACCGGGGGAUGAAAUUCUUGAGAAAGAUCAGGAAUCAGAAGUUCAGAAAACACCCGAAGUGGUUGAUUCCGACGACGAUGAGGUGGGAAACGAUGACGCCAAGGCGGAAAACUUUGAAAACUAUCAGGGAACGGGCAGAACGGUAACGUUGCAAAUGUUACUCGCAGCCAAAAUGCUUGAACCGGGCAAGUCAACGAUGACCAUCGAGUAUCUGGGUCAGAAAUUUGUGGGCGAUCUCCUAGCAGAUGGCAAGAUCAAAUCGCAAGAAACGGAAACGAUUUUCUGUUCGCCUAGUGCUUGGGCCAUGCAUUGCAAACGGAUUAUCAAUCCGGAAAAGAAAUCCGGGUGCGGCUGGGCGUCGGUGAAGUAUAAAGGCAAAAAGUUGGACGCCUACAAAGCACAAUGGCUGAGAAAGUGCCAGUUGCACAAAGAGUCAACGCCAAGCGAUGACGAAAUCGACGGUGAACCGGAUAAAAAGGAGAUGAGCCCGGUGGCGAUUGUGAAGAGAGUGGUUCUACCACACAAUACGGUCAGCAAUCGGAAUGUUGUGCACGACGCAAAUACGUUGGUUGAGUCCGUCUCCUUUGCAUCGUUGAACAAGAUUCAACCAUUUUUGGUAUCCAUAUCGACAUCUUCCGUGCUACUCAUGGACUUUCACUGUCAUUUAACCAAAACCGAAGUUUGUGGAUACCUGGGCGGCUCAUGGGAUGUAAAUUCACAUACACUGUCAAUCACCCAUGCAUAUCCGUGCCGCAACUCUCGACAUGAUCGUGAAACUGCUGCUCAGGCUGAGUUGGAAAUCCAACGGGCAAUGUUGAAAAAUGGCCUGACGUUGGUUGGAUGGUAUCACAGUCAUCCUCGAUGUGCAGCCCAGCCGACACUUCGAGACUGUGACGCUCAGCUGGAGUAUCAAAUAAAAAUGCGUGGAGCAUCGGAAGCAACGUAUUCACCAUGCAUUGGAUUGAUCUGUGCGCCGUACAGUCCGGACAAUCCUACCCAAGAGUCCAGCAUCAUGGCAUUUUGGAUUGUUCCGCCGCCAGAGAAUCGCAUCAUGGAAUAUGGACGACCCAUGCUGAUGACAUACUCUGUCACGCAAGACAACGAACUGUCCAAACAGAUUAUUGAUGAAAUGAAGGCCUGCGUGGCCUAUUACAAGAAGUUCAAGUUCGAUAUGGUCGACUUUGAUGCACAAUUCAACGAGGACACGACAUACAUCGAGAAACUCAAGGUGACGUUGUACUCCAAGUUUCCGCGUAAGCAAAACGAUCACGAAUUUUGGAAUUUUGUGCGUGAAGAGCUCGGAAUGGAACCCGAAUCUGAAUUCACGCCACCACGAUGGGCAUCGUCGCCACAACCAGAACCGGAACCGAAGGAAGUCACCGACGAGGCCGGACAAGAUCUGACCAACAAAAGUGAAAGCAAGCAAUCGAAAGAGGAUAAAUUGCUGAUACGCACUCUUCAAGAGCAACUGAGUCUACCAUCCGGUUUGAACAUGAAUCCAUCUCCAAUAUCAUCAACGCUGCUUCCAAACGUAACCAACAGCAUGUCCAGCAACAACAGUAUUCAAACGUCAUCGUCUUCCCCGCGAGACAGUCCAAUUACGAUUCCAUCAAACUCGGCUAGCCCAGCGAAAUUCGUUCGGGCAAGUCCAUCGCCAGUUAAAUCGGACACAUCGUCGACACGAACGCGCAAUUCACCAGCACCGAGUCCUCAUAAAUAUUCGGUUGAUCGUACCGAUCUGACACGCAGUAGUCCCAGCGCAAAUCUACACAAAUACGAACAGUCUUUACUACCGUCAACAAGCACACCAAGCACUCAAGCGAGUCUCAGCGACUUUUAUUCGGCCAAUUUUUCGACGCUGGCGAAGAAUCUUUCCAACUAUUCCCCGAGUGACUACGCCAUGCUAUUUAACUCAAAGGACUACGGAUUGUCUUCGCUGAAUCAAUUGGCGGUUAGCUCAGCUAUGACAAACACAAGUUCGUCCAAUUCGUCCAAUAAACAGCAACAGUCUCAGUCGUCAUCGUCGUCGUCAGCAGCAACAGCAACGGCUAACAACAUGAAAGAUUUCUUAGCGCAACUGGAAAAAACUACAGAGCUCAGCUAUCUGAUGCAAUCGCAGUACAACUAUCCAGGUAUUAGUGGAGCCAGCAGCAAGUCAUCCAACGAUUAUCAUCCACCGAAAAGUUCAACGAAACAUGAAAAGUCGAAGAGUUCACGCUCAUCGUCAGCUCAACAGCAACAACAACAACAACGUCAAAUGGAAGAAGACUACAAACGGGAUGCCAGCAACAUCAGUGAGUUUAUGCGGUCACAGGAGUACGCCUCCUUACUCAUGGAACAGGCAGAAGCACUGAGCAAAAGCUAUCAACUACCAGAAAUACCAAAGAAAUCGAAGAAAUCCCAACAACAGCAGCAACAUCAACAACAACAUGGACCAUCGGCAGCUGAUUUGACCAGUUUGUUGCAAGCAUCUCCAAAAAUCCACGAACUCAACUCACUGUUUCAAAGUGGCAAACAAUCUUCCGAUUUGACUUCACUGCUCCAGCAGCAAUUAUCAGCCGCAAGUUCGUCAGCAUCAUCGUCUCAAAAAAAGAAUCAAAGCCAACAGCCCGACUACAGUUCCUUGUUUGCCCAUUCAAAGAUGGCAGAUCUACAAUCAUUGAUGGCCGGCCAAAGUGAACGCGACCGGCAUAUGACACCGUCUGCAGCUGAUUUAUCAGCUCUUUUUGGAUCCGCUUUAGGGGGAAAGUCUUCCGUAGACAUGCUGGGCAGCCUGUUGCAGUCAAACAAAGCUUCCGAUCUGAGCUCUCUACUGUUUUCACAGGCCAAUGCUGCUGAGCUCAGCAAUCUAUUUUCGCAAGCGGUGUCCUCUUCUUCCGCUAAAACAGCUGCAAAUACCGCAGCUUAUUACACUCAAGCUGCAAUCGAUAAAGCACAACAAGACAUGGCCGCUCUCUAUCAACAACAUGGCAAAUAUUCAUCGAUUCCAGAUCCACUAUCAAAGUCCACACUUGCUGCAAACAAUAUGUUCAUGAAUCCAUCAGCCGUGUAUGCCAAAAUGCAACAGGAAGCGUUGAGCGCAAUGAUCAUGAAACCGCCGAAAGUCAGUUCGUCGUCAUCAACAUCAUCAUCGAAAUCACGUGAGGCUUCAGCAUCGCCCGCAUUGGACAAAUCCCAUAAGAAUCGUGACAGCCCAGCCAGCCUAAACAAAUACAAUUUCAGUGCAGCAGACCUAGCCAUCUCUGCCGUUUCCAACGUUCCGAAUGCCAUGUCGUCACCGAUCAUUCCGUCAACCGAUCAUGCCCGAAAGUUAAAUGAAUUUUCCCAAAUGGACAUUUCGAUGAGCGAAGCAUCGCAACUGGAAUCGCGUUUGAAGAAACGAAUGGAAUUUUCAUCCAUUGCCGAUCUUGUGUCGACUCCAUCGAAAAUGCAAAAGCUCGAAGAGUUGGCCAACAUGCACAUGCAAGAAAGUGAGUCCGAAUCUGCUGCUCUCAAUUUGUCGUCAAAUGAUUAAGCCUCGGUUUAGACGAUCGCCAAUGUGUUUCGAGUUCGAGUUCCAGAAUAAAAUGACAAAAUCUCAUACUUAGACGUUAGGCGUGCAUUUCAAGCAUUUUGUGCAACUUAAAGUAUUAUAUUGAGCUGCUUCGAAUGUAACACUUUGGACAGACAAUUAACAAUAUGCUUACUAUAGAUUCCCCUAAUAACCAUUUUACUAAUCACUUUAGUACUUAAUCGAUCGAUGUCAUUGUUUGCAUUACAUUUUUUGUGUAAAAAA